This is a messenger RNA of Funneliformis caledonium, 593 nucleotides long. The record is from the annotation of a GenBank genome assembly. NCBI's taxonomy places the organism in Eukaryota, Fungi, Glomeromycota, Glomeromycetes, Glomerales, Glomeraceae.
AUGUUUCCAGAAUCACAAAUGCCGUUCGAGGAUACUUUAUUUGAAUCAGAAACAAGGAGGCUAGUCGUUCGUAUUAAGAUCGAAUUUUUUAAACGGUCUUCCGAUGCCGGUUUUCCGAGUGAUAUUUGCGAUGACAUUUACAAAAAAUUUAUCGACGUGAUUCGAUCCAACACCGCUGAACUUAAGGCAAUCAAUGCGUUAUAUUUAAGUUCAACCAAAGAAAAAUAUUCGGAGACAUGUGAACAGCUCGAAGCAAAGUAUGUCGUAAAUCUUCAUUCAAGGCUUCUUGGGGAACCUAAAAGACUUGAUAAGAUAUUAACCAAAUGUCGCGUUGACAUUUUGGAUAAAUAUGAUAAAAAAGCAUCAAAAUUUCCAUCAUUCAUCACGAAUGAUUAUCGAAGUGUUUUUCAAUAUCGACUGCUUUCCAGAGACACAGAAUUUGCUACGCAAUAUCGUGCAUAUACGGAACAGUAUAUGGAUGAUUUUAGAAGGAAUGUGGAUGAUCUAUAUAAUCAGAUCUUGUCUGAUUACCAGAUCCAAGUAAAUACAAACUUACCGACAUUUCCGAUGUCGGAAACCGAAUUGGAGUGUGA